Molecule: messenger RNA, 3911 nt
Organism: Brienomyrus brachyistius
Lineage: Eukaryota; Metazoa; Chordata; Actinopteri; Osteoglossiformes; Mormyridae
Gene: neurl1aa
Product: neuralized E3 ubiquitin protein ligase 1Aa
Exons: 6
Coding region: 305-1972 (555 amino acids)
Biological process (GO): nervous system development; negative regulation of Notch signaling pathway
Cellular component (GO): postsynaptic density; plasma membrane
Molecular function (GO): ubiquitin protein ligase activity
Source: RefSeq, a predicted model, not a curated record
GGUAAGAGAGGAACAGCAUCUGGCAUCUGGAGCACCGGCAUGGAUCGCGUUAAUAGAGCAUUCAAAUGGCUCCACCUUUUAUGUUAAUUUCAAUGUGGUCUUGAGGCUAGUGGCCGUAAUCUUAUAGUGAAUGGGGGAAGCGGACGGCUUGCGGCUCGGCUUGUAUACAGACCGAUGGUAUCUGUGCGGUGUGGAGGAUCAGGGAAGCAUGGAUGUGCGAUAAUGUCUCCGGCACGGAAUACGGCUCCGGUGCGGGUUUUUCAUUAAAAAGAGCAGUGAAAAGGAACUCAUCUCCAAUCGAGUAAUGGGAGGCCAGAUAACCAAAAACACCUUGUACGAUUCUCUGGGCGGCUCCUUCCCUGCCACCUCUCAGCGAUGUCACCACAAGCCCAAGCGCUGUCUGCCCAUCCAGCAGUGUGGUGGGUUCCCCAUCAGCCCGCUCCUCUUCCACCCCAACGCCAAGGGCUCGCAGAUCAUCAUGGACCUGGCCCAGAAGGCGGUAAAGAGGCAGGCCAGCUUCUGCAAUGCCAUUACCUUCAGCAACCGGCCUAUCGCCCAGUACGAGCAGGUCAGGCUAAAGAUUACGAAGAAGCAGUGCUGCUGGAGUGGAGCGUUGCGGCUCGGCUUCACGGCCAAAGACCCGUCGCGGAUCAACCCGGACAGCCUGCCUAAGUACGCCUGCCCAGACCUGGUGUCCCAGAGCGGCUUCUGGGCCAAAGCUCUGCCGGAGGAGUUCGCCAAUGAGGGCAACAUCAUUGCCUUUUGGGUGGACAAGAAGGGCCGUGUCUUCUACCGCAUCAAUGACUCCAGUCCCAUGCUGUUCUUCAGCGGCGUCCGGACUAUAGAACCUCUGUGGGCCCUGAUUGACGUUUACGGUCUGACAAGAGGGGUUCAGCUGCUUGACAGUGAAAUAGUGCCUCCAGACUGUCAACGCCCGCGUUCCUUCACCACGGUACGCAGGUCCUCCUUGCGGAGGGAGGCAGAUGAGUCACGGCUCUCUGUCAGCCUCUGCGACCUCAAUCUUCAGGAGGAGCACCUGCACCUUGCAUCCACCGCCUGCCCCAUCCCGCAGAACUCACUCAACUCUCAGCAGUCUCACCUGCUGCCUCCACACCUGGACAGUGACAUCCAUUUCCAUCAGCUGCGAGGAGCCCAUAUCAAGACGCUGGACGAGCAGACGGUGGCCCGCUCGGAGCAUGCCCGCGAGGAAAGGACGCUGGUGUUCACCAGUCGGCCGCUGCGAACCGGGGAGACCAUCUUCAUCAAGGUCACCAAAUCCAGCCCAGCCCGCUCAGGGUCGCUGUCCUACGGGGUGACCUCCUGUGACCCCAGCGUCCUGCGACCCAGCGACCUGCCCUACAACCCAGAAUCCCUCGUAGACCGGAAGGAGUUCUGGGCCGUCUGCAGGGUACCGUCACCAUUGCAGAGCAGCGACAUCUUGGGGUUCUUGGUCAACCAAGAAGGGGAGGUCAUUCUAAGCCACAACGGCACUAAUGCGGGCAUGCAGGUGUGCGUGGACAACUCCCGACCGCUAUGGAUGUUCUUCGGUUUACAUGGAGCAGUUACACAGUUAAAGAUACUGGGCUCGACCCACCUAGCAGAUCCGCGAGGACCAUCUGCCCCCAGCUCGCCUUCGUCCAUCCCGAACACACCCACCGGCUUGUGUGGCGGCAGCUCGGAGCUCACCCUGAACAGCAGCUGCCCCGGAGCAUUCUGUGGCUCCGCUGGAGGAACGACUCCAAGCUCACCUAUCAGCCUCCCAAAGUCUCCCACCUUCCCAUCAGGCUCUGGGUCCUGGAGUGACGAGUGCUCCAUCUGCUACGAGAACAUGGUCGACACGGUGAUUUACGCCUGUGGGCAUAUGUGUCUCUGCUACACCUGCGGGCUCAAGCUAAAGAAAAUGUCCAAUGCCUGCUGUCCCAUAUGCAGGAGGACCAUUAAGGACAUUAUAAAGACUUACCGCAGUACGUAAGCCCGGCUGGGCGCUGGGGUCACCUGACCACACUGGCACAAUAUACACGAAGUGAAGAGGGAACUAUUAUAUGUUCAGGGAAAUAUUACUUUGGUGCACCAUGGUACGUCUCCAUGGAGGGCUUUUGACGUGAGAUCUGCCGGCACACUGCGGUCCAUAGAAUUUUUACACAAGCCUGUGUAAAGUUUUGGCAGUAAACGGGGGAUUCGUUCCUCGCCUGAAAACAAAGUGUACCUUCAUUAGGGAUUCAGGAAGUUUCAAAGACGCGCAACAAUCAAGUCCAACAAUAGAGAAGGCUGUUUCCUAAGCACCUGCGGUGUGAGUCUCUCUAAAAUGGAAAUAACGUAUUUUCUACACAUUCUAUAUUUCUUAGAAUGGAGGAGGGAGGAUAGAACACACACACACACACAUAUAUAUAUAUAUAUAUAUAUAAUAUAAAUAUAUAUAUAUAUUAUAAUGUGUGACUUUUCUUCUGAUUCCAUACGAGUACAAUUAAAACACCCCUUUGUUAGAUAUGAAGAAAAAGAUUUCAAAAUAAUCUACAACUUUCCGCACAACUUUUGUCUGUGCUUGGGGGAGAUGAAAAAUGACGGUGGGAAUGGAAAAUGAUGUACAGAAACCUGCACAAGCAGGAAUUCUGUCAGUGGUACUGAGCUCCAGACAAGCGAGGCAGCUCAUUCUACAGGUGUGUGACUUUUAAACGGACUUGACACGAUAUCCUAAUGUGUUACUUAAGCAUUUUUGUUGUGCAUAGCAAACAGUAACGGGAGGGUGUUUCUUUCUGUGUUCUGCUUCUUGGCGCCGCGCCAUCGAGUUCGUCCAUACCUGCAAAGAGCUAUAGUGCAUAGUGCCGUGACAGUCACAUGCUCAGUUGGUCACUUAUUCUAUAGUGUUCGAUGUAUUGCGUGCAAGACACUGCUGCCCUCUCCGCCAUUACAGAGGAGAUGUGUCCAGUCAUCAAUCGGUACGAAUAUGUAGCUAUACAGAAUGUAAUUGCAGGUUACAGUCCCCAUGCAGAGAUUUCCAAUGUACCGUGUGCAUCUGGGCCCUUUUUGGAGACCAUUUGUAAACAUAAAGGGACUAAGUGCUUUGCUGCCAACAACAAACAACCAACAAAAAAGCACUUCACUGGAGUCACUAAAACGAAAAUGGACAAAACCUCCUGCAAUGACCCGCUACACUGUGAAACUCGGGUAUUCAGCUGAUUAGUAUAAAUCUAGUGAUAUCCUACUCAAAUGGUAGUCGAACCUGUGUGCUUAAUUUACAGGGAAUGUAUUCAUGAGCAUGGCAGUGAUGGGAGAUAGGAGCCAUACCAGGCAGCCUCAAGCCUUAAGUAAUGGAAGAGGCCAUUUUGUCAAACCGGGGUUUGAUUGUCUGUAAAUUUCAUUUUUUUUUACUGUUUUCUUAAUGAGCCCUUGCAAAUACCAAAAAUGUCACGAUCCAGUAUAAAGACUGCGCACAAAGAACUGAACAGCUCCAGAGAGUGCAGGGGUUGUGCAGUAACUGACACAGGAUCCUUUUUAAUGUGCUAAUAAUCUUCUAACCCAGUGUUUCCCACUCAGGUCCUUAAGGACCCAUAGAUAGGCCACAUUUCUGCUUACCUGGGAGGGAGCAAAAAUGUGGAGCGGCUGUGGGUGCCUGCGGACUGGAUUGGGAAGCAUUGUUCUAACAGAUACAUAUAUUCAGAAUGCCACCUUCGCUGUUCUUUUAUGGAAGGUGUUGGCAGCCUGUGUAACAUUUAUUUAUAUCUAAAGAGCGGCUUUGUGUUGCAUCCCUGGUCUCAAACAUUAAUGAUAUAAUGAGCCCUUUGAAUGUCGUGUCUCAGAGGGUAUUUUAAAUACUCAAAAAAGUACAAUGCAUUUUAUAUUUUUGCCUUGGGCAGCAUUACUUCAACAAGAGGCAAUGAAAUAUCUAUUAGUGUUAUAGUGUCACUUGCUUU